Molecule: messenger RNA, 561 nt
Organism: Myotis davidii
Lineage: Eukaryota; Metazoa; Chordata; Mammalia; Chiroptera; Vespertilionidae
Product: protein Daple-like
Exons: 2
Coding region: 76-351 (91 amino acids)
Source: RefSeq, a predicted model, not a curated record
ACAAUUCACUCCCUGAAACGGACUUUUGCACGGGCUGGGUCUUUGGCUCCGCAGAACGAAGACUGGCAAGUCCAGAUGGAAAGAGAAAAGCAGACCAGCCAGGAUCUGGCGACUCUCUGUGUGGAGCUGGUGGAGGAGAGAGAACAGCUGCUCUGUGACAUCGAGAUGCUGAAGGCUGAGGAAGCACAGGAGUUCAAGGAUCUUAAAGAACUGGUGCGUUCGCUGCGGAAUAGUUCGCAGACCAGCAGCAAGGCCCGCCUGAAGGGCCAGAAGACUGAGAAAGAAGUCCUCCUCCAGACGGUGACGGACACCAAAAGGAAAGUGACCAUGAUUGAGUGGGAGCAGCGGUAGCUGUGCCGGGACCUGGAGCAGGUGAAGGCGCAGGCGGCACAGGCACAGGAGCUGGAGCAGGAGCUGCAUUGGCUGCAGGAGGGGAUCAAGAAGCUGGCCAUGGAGGUCAGUGCCCUGACGACGGCCCCUGAGAGGGUCCAUGCCCGCGAGCGGGAAAGCCUGACCUGUUACUGGAGAACCGGAGGCUGCAGACGUCUCUGGACACCCUGC